Molecule: messenger RNA, 2352 nt
Organism: Myodes glareolus (Bank vole)
Lineage: Eukaryota; Metazoa; Chordata; Mammalia; Rodentia; Cricetidae
Gene: St7
Product: suppression of tumorigenicity 7
Source: RefSeq, a predicted model, not a curated record
GAGGAUUGCAGUCUGUGCUGCUCUCAGACCUGCCCUGCCUGCGCUACCUAGCCCUGUCUCACUGCAUCCCACAACAGCCGCGCUGGUCUUCCUGUGCCUGGCGGAUUUUGAAAAGCAGCUCUUCGGUUUGGGAUGGUGUAGGAGACCUUGCUUUCCACUCUCCGGAGAAAGCUGAAGCUCUUAGGGAAGAAUCUGGCAGCUGGACAUAGCUCGGACUGCAUUGUCUGGCUUCAUGACCCCCGCUGUGUAGCCAGCUCAUCUCCUUGCUCUCAGGAGCACAUGCACAUCUUAACGUUUUCUUACUUCCCUUUUUCUUUUCUUUCCUUUCUUCUAAUUUUUUUUAAAGCAGCUUCUGGAGCCAGCCAUGUUUGGUACUGAAUCCUCAUUGAGCAUGUUUUUGAACACAUUAACACCGAAGUUCUACGUGGCCCUGACAGGCACCUCCUCACUAAUAUCUGGACUUAUUUUGAUAUUUGAAUGGUGGUAUUUUCGCAAGUAUGGAACAUCGUUCAUUGAACAAGUCUCAGUAAGCCACUUGCGCCCCCUUCUGGGAGGGGUCGACAACAACUCUUCCAAUAAUUCUAAUUCCAGUAAUGGGGACUCAGAUUCCAACAGGCAGAGUGUCUCAGAGUGCAAAGUGUGGCGAAAUCCACUAAAUUUGUUUAGGGGUGCUGAAUACAAUCGGUACACGUGGGUCACUGGCCGAGAACCCCUGACGUACUAUGACAUGAACCUCUCUGCCCAGGAUCACCAGACAUUCUUUACUUGUGAUUCGGACCAUCUUCGUCCCGCAGAUGCAAUAAUGCAAAAAGCUUGGAGAGAGAGGAACCCUCAAGCCAGGAUUUCUGCAGCUCACGAAGCCUUGGAGAUAAAUGAAAUUAGGUCCAGAGUUGAAGUUCCCCUAAUUGCUUCCUCUACCAUCUGGGAGAUAAAAUUGUUACCGAAGUGUGCAACUGCGUAUAUUCUCUUGGCCGAAGAAGAAGCCACAACUAUUGCGGAAGCAGAAAAACUCUUUAAGCAGGCGCUGAAGGCUGGAGAUGGUUGCUAUCGACGUUCUCAGCAGCUACAGCACCAUGGCUCCCAGUAUGAAGCUCAGCACAGACGAGACACCAAUGUCUUGGUCUAUAUCAAGAGAAGGCUGGCAAUGUGUGCUCGGAGACUUGGGCGGACCAGAGAAGCCGUGAAAAUGAUGAGAGAUUUAAUGAAGGAAUUUCCCCUCCUAAGCAUGUUCAAUAUCCAUGAAAACCUUCUAGAAGCCCUUCUGGAGCUCCAAGCUUAUGCCGAUGUCCAGGCAGUCUUAGCAAAGUAUGACGAUAUAAGCUUACCAAAGUCAGCAACGAUAUGCUACACAGCUGCCCUGCUCAAAGCCAGAGCCGUGUCCGACAAAUUCUCUCCCGAGGCUGCAUCUCGGCGGGGCCUGAGCACAGCAGAGAUGAAUGCAGUAGAGGCCAUUCACAGAGCUGUGGAAUUUAAUCCGCACGUGCCAAAAUAUCUACUAGAAAUGAAAAGCUUAAUCCUCCCACCAGAGCACAUCCUGAAGAGAGGAGACAGUGAAGCAAUCGCGUACGCAUUCUUUCAUCUCGCACACUGGAAGAGGGUGGAGGGGGCUUUGAACCUCUUGCACUGUACGUGGGAAGGCACUUUCCGGAUGAUCCCGUACCCCUUGGAGAAGGGACACCUCUUUUAUCCAUACCCAAUCUGCACAGAAACAGCAGACCGGGAGCUGCUACCCUCUUUCCAUGAAGUCUCAGUUUACCCCAAGAAGGAGCUCCCCUUCUUCAUCCUCUUCACGGCUGGACUGUGCUCCUUCACAGCCAUGUUGGCCCUCCUGACACAUCAGUUCCCGGAACUCAUGGGCGUCUUCGCAAAAGCUAUGCUCCCUGGGGAUUCAGGUGUGCAGUCCUGGCUGAGAACCACAGCACUGAACGGAAUGGAAACGGGUCUCCUGAGAGCAAGCUGGCAGAAAGAUGAGGAGAGCAGAUAGCAAAUAGAUUCUCUAGAAAGUUCCUCAGCACUUUGUUUGCCCCCUUGAACUUUGUGAUGGAGAAAGUGGAAAGCAUCCUCCCCUCCAGUUUGUGGCAUCAGCUGACUCGGAUCUGAGGGCGCCUCCAGCCUCCACUCUCCUCGCCAUCCACCGGAUCUUUGUGCCAACUUCUCACGGACUGCAGGAAAGCAUGUCUCUGAAAAAGGGAAACCACUCUGAGAUCUGAAACUGUUCAUGGACUAUCAGUUCCCUAUUAAAGGCUCCUUUUGUUGUACAAAAUUUAUUGAUGUUCAGUUCUAUUUUAUUUUGCCUCCAAAACUGAAGAAAAAGUAAAAAAAAUAAUAAUAAUAAACUUUUGUGUAUUGCAA